Molecule: messenger RNA, 363 nt
Organism: Suillus subalutaceus
Lineage: Eukaryota; Fungi; Basidiomycota; Agaricomycetes; Boletales; Suillaceae
Exons: 3
Coding region: 1-363 (120 amino acids)
Source: RefSeq, a predicted model, not a curated record
AUGCUUAGGCCCGAAUGCCAAGAAGCCAUACCGCAACUUGCCAUUCUCUCCUACUUGAAAACGGAUAGUAAAGCAAGCGCUUCCUCAAGCUGCUCUUCAGCUUCCACCCAUUUUGGCUCUGACAAUGAAUGCAGUGAUGGACCGUUCGCCGGUAUUGGUGACCUAUACAAUGUCCUUGAAGCAGUCAGUUCUAUGUCCGUCCAUGAACCAUCAGACUCUGAGGCAAACUUGGUUAUGGAUGUUGUAAGAGCGAAAUGCAAUGUUUUCCUCACUCAGAAGACGCUCGUGGAUUGUAUACUACGGGAAAAUGAGGUGUUCGCUAGCCUACUCAAAUUCCGAGCAGAAGCCGCUGAAAGAAAGUAG